GAAAGUGUGCCACGGUCUUCAUUCAACUUUACAACCUGAGCUAAGCUGACCUCCUGAAACCUCCAAGUGACUCAAACAAGACCUCAUCAUGGUGUCUAUGGGACGACAGAUGCUGGGCUUUGCCCUGGCCAUCAUCGGCUUCCUGGGGACCAUCAUUGUGUGUGCCCUGCCCAUGUGGAAGGUCACGGCCUUUAUUGGCGCCAACAUUGUGACAGCGCAGGUCAUCUGGGAAGGCUUAUGGAUGAACUGUGUAAUGCAGAGCACAGGCCAGAUGCAGUGCAAGAUCUAUGAUUCUCUUCUGGCUCUGCCUCAGGACCUCCAGGCCGCCAGAGCUCUCGUGGUCGUCGCCAUCAUUGUCGCAGCCUUUGGGGUCCUCCUGGGCAUCGCUGGGGGAAAGUGCACCAACUUUGUGGAGAACAAAAGUUCCAAAGCCAAGGUGGCCAUCGCUGCUGGAAUUGUCUUCAUUUGUGCCGGAGUCCUCGUCCUCAUCCCCGUCUGCUGGUCUGCCAACACCAUCAUCAGGGAUUUCUACAACCCAGUCAUAAUCAACGCCCAGAGGAGAGAGCUGGGGGCUGCGCUCUACAUCGGCUGGGGCACGGCUGCGAUUCUCAUCCUGGGUGGUGCCCUCCUCUGCAGCUCCUGCCCACCAAAGAAAAGCCCAGAGUAUCCAGUCAAAUACGGCGGCGCCAGGUCCACAGCCACCAGCCGAGCCUACGUCUGAGAGCGCCACUCUCCUGAGAAAGACUGCAAACUGUUUUACUUUUCUUGAGCAACCCUCCUUCACUGUGAGUUUGUGAAAGUGCCAAAGGUUUAUGUCUCGCGUUUUUAAAAUGUGAGGCAGAGUGAGAACUGAUUUUCUGAGAAACUCAGAAUUCUCUGGUGGAAGCGAGAGAGAGAGAGUGUUUCUUGAAGAAUGAGAAACACUUCACAGAGAGGUGGUGUGAAACUACAGUGCACACAAGAAAGUCUCCCGGCAGCAUGAUGACUGGACUGAAUGAAAGCUGUUCUAUAUUAAGAUUGUUACAAAGCUCUUUUCCUCUGAAUGUUUGGCAAAUCUCAGCUGUGCUAGAAGGUUAAUGGUGAGCAAAAGCUAGGAAAACUUGUACAGUACCACUAAUAUAUUGUGAAUUUCUUGUAUAAAAUAGAUUACAAAUAUGUUUGUUUCAUUGCAAUGUCAAAUGAUUACUUAUGUUUAUUGAAAUCACUGAUUUUUAAUAAAACUUUUAUCAACCUGA
Seriola dumerili (greater amberjack) is the source of this 1235-nucleotide messenger RNA. RefSeq names its product claudin-4-like (gene cldne). Gene Ontology annotation, cellular component: bicellular tight junction; plasma membrane. The record is from RefSeq and is a predicted model, not a curated record. Bases 89 to 721 code for a protein of 210 amino acids. Lineage: Eukaryota; Metazoa; Chordata; Actinopteri; Carangiformes; Carangidae. Gene Ontology annotation, biological process: cell adhesion; bicellular tight junction assembly. The transcript has a single exon. Gene Ontology annotation, molecular function: structural molecule activity.